Messenger RNA from Panicum virgatum (switchgrass), 534 nucleotides. RefSeq lists its product as uncharacterized. The record is from RefSeq and is a predicted model, not a curated record. NCBI's taxonomy places the organism in Eukaryota, Viridiplantae, Streptophyta, Magnoliopsida, Poales, Poaceae. The coding region runs from base 27 to 350 and encodes 107 amino acids. The transcript has 5 exons.
CCCGCUGGCCGCCACCACGCUCGUGGAUGCGGAGCCGCUGUCGCCACGCAUCGCCGGUUCCCGCCACCUCCGUCACGCCUCGCAGUCGCCGGUUCUCGCCGCUACCACGCCUCCGCCGAUUCAUUGUUACUCCCUCAAAAAUGUCUGCAAGCACAUCCCACACAACUGAUAGCUUUGGAACCGAUGAUGAGCAUGAUUCAUCUCAACCACGUGUUAGGAGAUCAAAGGGUUCGGUUGACAUGAACAAACCUCCUGAAACGAUAUCUGGCAAUAUGACAGCAGCCAUGUGCGUCUAUUCAAGACUCUUUAUGAGGUAUAUGGAGAACAAAGAACCGGAGGCUCAGCAGUAAAAAAAAGUGUAUAAACCUGCAUUUACCUGCAGCAGCAGCUUUACCUGCCGGAGUCUUAUUUAUGUUGUAUCUAGUGGCACAUGUAAGCAUAUGUAUGGCCAUAUGGCACAAUUCACUCACCGCCAAAACCUGUGUGCAUACGUUGUGAUUUUUUAUUUGGAUCCACUCCCAAUUCGACAUGAUA